UAUAGGAAAUAGAAUUAUCAACCACAAAAUUUGAUACGUCAAAACCAAUGAUAAUUCUUAGUAUAUGACUUCCAAGUUCCACCAACUAUAAAUAGCAUAUAUUUUUCAUUUAUGACAUUAUCACAUAAGUCAUACACAAAGAAAAUAGUAUAUGUGUGUGACUGACUAUUAAUACAACAAAAGUGAGCUAAUGUUCUUGUGAGUGACUAAGUAAGAAAAUAUGAUGAAGGGAAGAGAAUGUCAUUCUUCAUUGAAGGGAGGAAGAACUAACAGUCCCUACACACAUGGUUUUUCUUCGUCUCAAAUUCAAACUAUUGCUUCCUUUUGUGAAACUCUUAUUCCACCAAUCCCAUCAUGCAGUAAUAACAAGGCUGUUGAUUCCUUUUUUGCUUCUAGUGGCUCCCAGCCUCCAUAUCCUAAUGAGGUUGCAGAGCAAUUGGUGAAGAGGAACAAGCCUGAGGCAUUGUUCAUAAUAAGGAUAAUUGUGUUUUUAUUAUCAACAAGAUUAGGGACUCUUUUGCUUUGUGGUAGAGUUUGCUUGGAUAAGAGAUGGCCUUUUGUUCACAACUUCACUGAAUUAUCCUUAAAGGAUAGAGAAACUCUUCUGCAAAGAUGGUCUAGACAAACUUUUCUCAUUCCAUUGAGGAUUACUUUCUUGUUGAUCAAAGUUGCCUGUUUCUUCAUCUUCUUCACUUGGACUGAUGAAAAAAGCAAGAAUCCAGCAUGGGAAGCCAUUGGAUAUCAUCAUCCAGAGACAACAGAGGCCCCGUCUGAAAACAAGAAAGAAAGACCACUUGAAAAGGGGAUUGUGGAAACAAUAAAUGAGAGUGAUGAAACUCUGGAAAAAUCCUUAUCCAAGAAAGGCCUACCUCUAACUGAGGAUACAAAAGAUAACAUCUUAAAAAUUAAAUGUGAUGUUGUGAUUGUUGGUUCUGGAUGUGGAGGAGGUGUUGCAGCUGGAAUCCUUGCAAAAUCAGGUCACAAAGUAGUUGUGCUCGAAAAAGGUCAUUACUUUGUGCCAGAAGAUUAUUCUGGUCUUGAAGGCCCUUCUUUGAAUGAACUGUAUGAGUCAGGUGCAAUGCUUAGUACUCUUGAUGGAAAGGUAAUGAUUAUGGCUGGAAAAACAGUUGGCGGUGGAUCUGCCAUAAACUGGUCUGCUUCUAUUACAACUCCAAAUGAUGUUCUCAAAAACUGGUCUGUCAAUCACAAGAUUUCAUGGUUUGGAACUUGUGAAUAUCAAACGGCAAUGGAUGCAGUAUGCAAACGGAUUGGUGUGACAGAGAAUUGUUCUGAGGAAGGACUUCAGAAUCAAGUAAUCCGAAAAGGGUGUGAAAAUCUUGGUUUGAAUGUGGAGAGAAUACCAAGAAAUUCUUCAGAGAAUCAUUAUUGUGGUUCUUGUGGUUAUGGUUGUAAAACAGGAGACAAGAAAGGGACUGAUUCCACUUGGCUUGUUGAUGCUGUUAAUGCAGGCGCCGUUAUCUUGACUGGAUGUACUGCAGAAAGGUUCAUACUGGAAGAUGGCAUGGAUGGCAAGAUGAGAAAAACAUGUCUUGGAGUAAUUGCUACGACUGAAAGCAAGAAGCUCACUAAGAAGUUGCAUAUUGAAGCUCGCACCACGAUUUCUUCCUGUGGAUCUCUCUGCACACCUCCCUUACUGAUUUCCAGUGGACUGCAGAACAAGAACAUUGGGACAAAUCUCCAUCUCCACCCUGUUCUUUUGGCAUGGGGAUACUUCCCUGAAUCCAUGUCUGAAGUUAAUGGCAAAAGUUAUGAGGGAGGAAUAAUGACAUCCCUUCAUAAGAUGGUGCCUGAAGAAACCAAUGCACGGGCCAUAAUAGAAGCUACAGCUCUGGGGCCUGCUUGUUUUGCCUCCUUGUUUCCAUGGACGUCUGGGCAGAAUAUGAAGGAGAGGAUGACAAAGUACUCGCAAACAGUCACUCUAUUAGCAUUGGUAAGAGAUCAAGGUUCAGGAGAAGUAAAGAAGGCAGGGAGGAUUAAAUACAAAUUGGAUGGAAUUGAUAAAGAGAAUCUCAAAGCUGGUGUAAGAAGGGCAUUGAGGAUACUGAUUGCAGCAGGAGCUGUUGAAGUCGGAACAUAUCGAAGCGAUGGACAUAAAAUCAGUUGUAAAGAGAUCACGAAUGAAGAGUUAGAAGAGUUUCUGGAUACAGUGGAAACUCCUGGAGGACCAAAGUCUAAAGGUGAACACUGGACAAUUUAUGGGUCUGCACAUCAAAUGGGAAGCUGUCGGAUGGGGUCGAACGAGGAAGAUGGGGCAGUGGAUGAAAAUGGAGAAUGUUGGGAGGCAAAAGGUUUAUAUGUAUGCGAUGCAAGUAUUCUUCCUACUGCAGUUAGUGUCAAUCCCAUGAUCACCAUACAGUCCACUGCUUACUGCAUUGCCAAGAGAAUAGCAGACUCGUUGCAUAACGAAAAACUAAUUUCAGACGUAUGCAAAUGAAAAAAACCCUAUAAGUCUGUAACCUUAUAACGAAAUAAAAGUCACCGUUCCUGUUUCAACGAAUACAUGUAGAAAAGAAAACGACAGAACUAUUUGUCUAUAUACUAUUUUCUUUCAA
Messenger RNA from Capsicum annuum, 2573 nucleotides. RefSeq names its product long-chain-alcohol oxidase FAO2. The transcript has 3 exons. Bases 221 to 2455 code for a protein of 744 amino acids. Gene Ontology annotation, molecular function: flavin adenine dinucleotide binding; long-chain-alcohol oxidase activity. NCBI's taxonomy places the organism in Eukaryota, Viridiplantae, Streptophyta, Magnoliopsida, Solanales, Solanaceae. The record is from RefSeq and is a predicted model, not a curated record.